This is a messenger RNA of Cladocopium goreaui, 1554 nucleotides long. Lineage: Eukaryota; Dinophyceae; Suessiales; Symbiodiniaceae. The record is from the annotation of a GenBank genome assembly.
UAAAGCUCUCCAUGGAAGUUCCAGCCAUGCUUCGAUAUGCGCUGGAUUCUCUCCUUGGCAAGUCUCCCUGUCUACCAACCACUCUGGGCGGAAGUCGCGGAAGCUGAUCGUAACGAACUUGAAGUUGAGGAAGGCGACCAGCUUGGCAAUGGCUUAUGUUGGUACAACAGCAACCGGAAUUACACUCGAUGUUGUGUAGAUGCUGAUCCGGAAUGUUGGAUAGGGAUUUGGGUCACUGCAGAUCUAUGUUGCCAUGCUAUGAGCCAGCAGCAGCAACAAUGCUUUGAUUCCAUGGAGUCACGGGUGGAAGCAAAGCUACAAAAGCUUCACCAAAUUAUUCAGAUGGCUGAAGAUGCUGGAUUGGAAAAAGAGGUGUAUAUUACUGGAGUUCAAGCUUCCAGCUAUGAAGUUUUGCUGGCCCAGCCACUUUCAAUGUGGUCAUGGGCCUGCAGUGCACCAGAUUCUCCUUUGCUUUGGAGCAUUGAUUGCGCCUGUUGCGAGCCGGUGGAGACGACCUGUGAGGUUGAGGCUGUUGAAGAGGCCACGACUUGGCUGAGUUUCUUAAAGUGUUGCUAUGGGAUCUACCGACGGAAAAUUCUGGAGCCGCCAGAUGAAGCUCUUGAGCAUUCGAUUCGAAUGCAACUGGAAAGUCUGAGACCCAGCCGUCAGAGAAUCCUGCAGGAUGGGCCGAAGCUUUCUUGGAAUCUUGGAGGUGAAUCUGUUGCUCGUGGCUGUGUUGUUUCUGUUCAUGAGAACGGAACUGUUUCAUCUUGCUCAGAAGAGUACGCUUGCCAGGGAUUUGACUGCUCAUUCUUGAGAGCUGUGCGUUUAGCUCUCCAAGUCAUACAAGCAAUAAAUCCACUUCCAGCGUUCGACUUCGUUCUCAAUGCAGGAGAUGAGACUUUGGGAAACACCUUUGCUGAGGCUCCCACUUUUACACGUGGAGGUUCUUGGUGGACAGACACAGUCAUCCUACCUCAUGAGUGGCAAAUGCAUCCUACCCAGUGUGGACGAAGCAUCAAGGUAGGCAUGAAUGCAAUGGGAAUGAUCAGAUGGGAAGAUCGUAAGACUCUGUUGAUUUGGCGUGGGUCGCAUUCAAACCUUUGGACCCCACAUUGCAAAAUGUAUCAGGCAGCAAGGAAUCACAACAUGCUGGGAAGAUGUGUCACACCAGAUACACGUGAGCCUGUUUGGAAUUUCAGCACUUGGCUUCAGAUGCCAAGGGGAAGGUUGGUCAUGUCAACCCGCUUCUUCCCAAGCUUGAUCGAUGCAAAAUUCGUGGACUCCAAAGUGAAGCCCAUGAGUCAAGAUCUGGAGGAGUUUCUGCGUGAGGAGGGACUCUUUGGAGAACGUAUUGAGGGAGAAGAUCUUGCUCGUUACAAGUACCACAUUGCAAUUGAAGGGAAUUGUGCAGCUGACCGGGUGGUUUGGCAGCCUUUUCUGGGGUCAGUCUUGCUGAUCCCAGAUGGCCCCUGGGUUCAUGUGUCUCCGGUGAAGAUCAUGCAACCUUGGGUUCAUUAUGUUCCAGUGAUGCUUUUCGGCUGCAAAAGAUGA